CCAAGCUUCCAAGUCACAUGGUGCAGUCCUUCCACUGUAGAAGCAACACAGACGCGUGCUUCACAUGAGUGAAGCCUCGUGUCCUCCAGCCUGUGUGCCACAGAGAGGCCAGGAACAGGAACACAUGUCAAUUUACCCUGGCGACAAAACUAUCAACUUCGUUUUUUUCUACCUCGUGGCAGGCGUAGGUGGCGUCAAACUGAACGACAUACGAUCCCCAGCGACCCCCCCAACGCAUGAAGGAUUUGUUCUGUCUUAUGUCUUUAGUCAAGGUUGCGGGAUAUAAAGGCUGUUAUUAAGGCCACGUGUGAUUGGACGUGCAUCAUCGGGGCAGGUUGGCACAGCAUCUACACUUGGAUUGGCUUGGAAUGGGCCGGCCUGGACACCAGCUGGUCUGUGGACCCAAAAAGGUUGCGACCCCUCCAGAGAAGGAGACGUCUGUGGUCGAAGAGCCGCCACCACCUGAUGCCAACAUUGGUUCCUCUGCCCAUUCUGCUGCCGAAACCCAGGACCCAAGUGGACCACCGAAGAAAGUUUGGUGGAAAGACUGGUGGUCAAAUUACCCAAUCAGCAUCUGGUUCAUCGUGGUCCAUGAGUUCUGUGAAGCUUUCUCCUUGGAUGGCAUCAAAGCGGUGUUGACGCUCUACUUCCUGACGUACCUUCACUGGGGCCAGGACCUGUCCACGGCCGCCUACCACGCCUUCAGCAGCCUCUGCUACUUCAUGCCCAUCGUGGGAGCGCUCGUCGCCGACUCCUGGCUCGGGAACUACAAGACCAUCUUCUACAUGUGCAUCGUCUAUAUCGUCGGUCAUGCGGCCAUGUUGUUGAGCGCCAUCCCUCCCUUGGGCGGCAGCAUACACAUAGCCUCGUCCCUGCUGGGUUUGACCCUCAUCGCCUGCGGAACCGGCUGCACUGACGCCUGCACGUCCGCUUUUGGAGGAGACCAGUUCCAAGCGGAGCAUGUGAGCAAGAGGGAGAAGUUCUUCUCUAUCUACUUCUCGCUCAGAGGCGCCGGCAGCUUCUUGGCCAUCAUCAUCGUGCCCAUCCUCAGAGACAAGGUGCAGUGUUUUGGUGACGACUGCUUCGCUGCGGCCUUUGUUGUCCCCGCUGCUUUCAUGAUCGUGGCUUUCGUUGUGUUUGCAGCGGGCAGAAGCCACUACAGGCGAGAACCUCCUCAGGGGAACAUCCUGAAGGAAGUCUGCAAAUGCAUCGGGUUCGCCGUCACGAAUCGCUGGAGGCGGUCCAAGCAUGAGUCCAGCAGGAAGCACUGGCUGGACUGGGCUGAGGACAAGUACUCAAAGCGUCUGAUCUUGGAGAUCAAAAUGGUUUUCAGUGUUUUGGUGCUCUUCAUCCCUCUGCCCAUGUUCUGGGCUCUGUUCGAUCAGCAGGGUUCCCGCUGGACGCUGCAGGCCACCAAGAUGAACAUGAGCAUUGGGGCCUUGUCUGUCACACCCGAUCAAAUGCAGCUGCUGAAUCCUCUACUGAAUGUCUUCUUAGUGCCCAUCUUUGGCUUCGUCAUCUAUCCGCUGGUUGACCUCUGCGGCAUCAAAACGUCGCCGCUGAGGAAAAUGGCCGUCGGGAUGGUUUUUGCAGUGCUAGCUUUUGGUGUCGCAGCCCUGGUGGAGGUCAGCCUUAUGAAAACGAUGGUGGAGCCAGCACCGGCUGGGAAGAGUCUCCUGCAGGUCUUCAACCUCAGACAGGGGGACGUCCGUCUUGGCUUUCCUAACGGAGACCCUUUUCCUGAUCCGAUCCCUUACCUCCAGGACCCUCCUCAGUACGUGACCCUGCCACUGGGGGCGCCCAGCAGCAACAUCAGCAUCGACAUCAGCUUCAACGGAGCCUCUUCUGCGUGCGACGUCACGUUUGCCCAGCAGGAGGCGUACAGUCUCAUCCUGCACCCGUUGGCCAAUGGAGUACAGUGCUCACUGGUGCACGAUGACAUCAGGAAGGAUGACGAAGGCGCUCCUCUUCUCAGAUUCGUCAACACGCUGCCGGAGGCGGUGAGCGUCACAGUGGGACACGAGAUGUACAACGUGCUCCCCGAUUACAGCGUCUCCACCCAGAAGGCGGUCGCGUGGGGAGAGUACAACACGGUGUGCUGCAGGUCCAAGUCACAGACAUGUUCAGACCUCAACCUCGGUCUUCUGGAGUUUGGAGCCUCCUACACUUUCAUCCUGGGGGAGGAUUCAGGUAGGGUGGCGGCCCACAAGAUGGUGGAUGUGCAAGCCAGCAACGUGAGCAUCGCCUGGCAGAUCCCCCAAUAUCUUCUCAUCACGGCAGGGGAGGUCAUGUUCUCCGUCACGGGACUUGAGUUCGCCUACUCGCAGGCCCCCGCCAACAUGAAGGCAGUGCUGCUGGCCGCGUGGCUGCUCACCGCCGCUUUCGGGGACAUCAUCGUGUUGAUUGUGGCAAAGGGGGCAGGACUAGAACAGUGGGAAGAGUUCCUGUUGUUCGCCGGCCUGCUGCUGGGCGUGGUCAUCAUGUUCUCCUGCAUGGCCUGCUUCUACACGGACGUACAGCCUGAGUACCUAGACCAGCUCUGCCCGGAGGGUGAGGACAAGCGACGCGCGGGCGAGGACGAGCGUGAGGGAGAGGACGAGCACGCUGCAGAAGAAGAACAUAAUAGAAGCCCGUAGCAGACAAGAGCACCAAUCUGUAGCGACAGCCAUGUUUGUGUAAUCUACAUUUGAUCUGUUAUGAUGAAGCAGGUGGAACACACGAGCUUGGUGUGUCUUAUAUAGGUUAGUGAAAUCUUUGUAUUUUCAAAAUGUAAAGAAUGAACAUCAAAUGUAAGAUUUUUGCGGCCCGUUUCUUGAGAUGCUAAUGGUGGCCUUCGUUAGAGUUAUACAAUAGAAGUACUGUACACUUCAACGAUGAUUGCCCCGGUUGUCACUUGAAUUUUGCAGAGACUGGUUGCCUGGCAACCUCAUCAAACCACCCGCCAUGCUGACAUACUAGAACACACCCACACACCCUUGAUGGACACAAGCUGGAACCAGUUAAAUGCUAACACAUAAGUACACGCUGAUCCAGUUAGGAAGGAGUAACGCCCCUGCAUGGGCGGGACUCAAGGAUAGCAUAUCACAGUAGCCACCUCCCAGUUUUUAGGGCAGAGGUCCGGCAUGCUGUACUUUGUGACAUCUUCCAGACACUUUCAUCAGUAAAAGGUUGAAAAGACACCGAUCACUCUUCUUCUCUGAAAAGCACGUUGAAUGACAUUGUGUAUGAAUUGUCCUCUAGAAAUAAACUUGCCUUGCCUUUUA
Molecule: messenger RNA, 3263 nt
Organism: Dunckerocampus dactyliophorus (ringed pipefish)
Lineage: Eukaryota; Metazoa; Chordata; Actinopteri; Syngnathiformes; Syngnathidae
Product: solute carrier family 15 member 2-like
Exons: 24
Coding region: 369-2636 (755 amino acids)
Biological process (GO): transmembrane transport
Cellular component (GO): membrane
Molecular function (GO): dipeptide transmembrane transporter activity
Source: RefSeq, a predicted model, not a curated record